Molecule: messenger RNA, 855 nt
Organism: Exophiala spinifera
Lineage: Eukaryota; Fungi; Ascomycota; Eurotiomycetes; Chaetothyriales; Herpotrichiellaceae
Exons: 1
Coding region: 1-855 (284 amino acids)
Source: RefSeq, a predicted model, not a curated record
AUGGCGUUCAGACUUGACCCUCGCGGAGAUCUUCCUCCUUCUAACAUUCUGCCGGCCUCAUACUACUCCGAUCGUCGAGCCACCACGUAUACCAUGCCCUUCAAGAAGCACAAGCAAAAGCCAUGUUAUGACUGGAUCUUCUCCACGGCAUCCAAUGUACACAUAGCUGUCGACCAUGCCGCGUUCAAGACGUACAUGCCUUUCAAGUCAUACGUCCUCACAGUCGCAGAUCAAAGCCAUGUAUCAGUCAAAGGCAUUGGUUCGGUCGAGCUCAAAAUCCGACGGGCCCCCGGGAGUAAAGACAGCCACACAAUCUUCCUGGAAAAUGUCCUUCACGUACCAGAUUGGAUGUGCAACAUCAUCUCGGACAUUUGUUUGGAGCCAGCAAUGACUUACGAACACACCUGGACAGAAUUCGGAGUGAAUUUUUUCAAGAAAGACAAGGGUGCCUUCCGACCGUGGGGCUACACCGAGAACUUCUGUGGACUCGAUCGCCUCGUACUGUCUCACAACAAGCGAGGACAUAGUCCGAUGUUGGAAGAUCCUGAUCGGGAGGUUUUUUCCGUCAGCGUGAUGUGGCCACAAAGCCAAAAGGACAGAUGGGUUCUUUCUCUCGUGGGAGACAUCACGUCGAAUAUCGACCGCGACGAGCGUGUCUCCAGAAGAAAGAAGAUGGGUGAAGAGGUGAGCGGCGGCAAAAGAGGCUCCAAAAGCGUCACGAUGGAAAACUCAAAGUGGAAGCUGGCCCCCGACACAAACAGGAUCAAACAGUCCGCCAGUGCCAUGAUUGAGGGCAGUAAAAGACCAGAGUUGUUGCCAAGAGGUUCAAGUCUGAUGCUGGAGAGCCACAUGUGA